Salvelinus sp. IW2-2015 is the source of this 1600-nucleotide messenger RNA. Its product is annotated as gap junction Cx32.7 protein. Gene Ontology annotation, molecular function: gap junction channel activity. Lineage: Eukaryota; Metazoa; Chordata; Actinopteri; Salmoniformes; Salmonidae. Gene Ontology annotation, biological process: cell-cell signaling. Gene Ontology annotation, cellular component: connexin complex. The record is from RefSeq and is a predicted model, not a curated record.
AUGGGGGAUUGGAGCUUGUUGGGGAGUAUCUUAGAAGAGGUACAUAUACAUUCAACCAUCGUGGGAAAAAUCUGGCUAACCAUCCUUUUCAUAUUCCGGAUGCUCGUUCUUGGUGUGGCAGCAGAGGAUGUUUGGGACGAUGAGCAGAGUGAGUUUGUGUGCAACACUGACCAGCCUGGGUGUAAGAACGUGUGCUACGACGAUGCAUUCCCCAUUUCUCUUAUCCGAUACUGGGUGUUACAAAUCAUUUUCGUGUCCUCUCCCUCUCUGGUGUACAUGGGACAUGCACUGUACCGUUUGAGGGCCCUUGAAAAAGAGAGACACAAGAAAAAAGCUUUCCUGAAAGCAGAGCUAGAGGGCGCUGAGCCCAUUCAUGAGGACAGACAGAGGAUAGAGAGGGAGCUGAGGAAGCUGGAGGAACAGAAGAGAGUAAGGAAAGCUCCACUCAGGGGCUCCUUGCUUCGCACAUAUGUCUUCCAUAUCUUGACGAGGUCGGUGGUGGAGGUUGGCUUCAUAGUGGGACAAUAUGUGCUGUACGGAGUUGGACUGGAUCCUUUGUACAAAUGUGAGAGAUUGCCUUGCCCGAACAGUGUGGAUUGCUUUGUGUCCAGACCAACUGAGAAGAACAUUUUCAUGAUCUUCAUGCUCGUCAUCGCUGGGGUUUCUUUGUUCUUGAAUCUCCUCGAGAUAUUCCACCUGGGAGUGAAGAAAGUCAAGCAAAGUCUGUAUGGAAAUAAAGGCACAGAUGAUGAAAGCUUAUUAGCUUUCCGGUCCAAGAAAAACUCCAUGGUCCAGCAGGUGUGUGUCCUUACAAACUCAUCACCCCAAAAGAUGAUGCAGCUCACUCAGACGGCCUACACAAUGGUCCCUAACAGCCAUGUGGAUGCUGUCCCCUUGUACCUGCAUUCGGUAGCUCCUCACAACGAUAGUGGUGGCACCAACGACUCAGAGCAGUACCCCAGACAGACUGAGCUCCAGUCCCUGCGACAGCUGGGAACCGUGGAGCACCACUACACCCUGGACCAGAGGAACCACUCAUGCAGCAGUGAUGAUUCCAACGGACCUAAAGGCUCAGGCCAUCCCAGGCACGGCGGAGCACAACCACGGCCUUCCCUCAUGGCUAGCCAUAUGGAGAUACCAGCAGCCCUGUGGAACCAGCUACGCAAACAGAGUCGGGUCAGCGCUCUGCAGGACUACAGUGACAUGAGUGAUUCACCUGACAGUGGUCACUAUCCCACGGGGAGGAAGGCUAGUUUCAUGUCCCGGGGACUCUCUCAGACCAACCUGGACAGUCCUUCUGAUAGCCCGAACUCCGGGAGUGGGACGGACACAGAGGCCAAGCGUAUCGCCCAAGGAGAGAGCCCACCUAUGACCCCCCCUCCAGCCAGUGGACGAAGAAUGUCAAUGAGCAUGAUUCUGGAACUGUCUUCAAUCAUGAAAAAGUGAGAACUGGCUGAGGGACCAGAAGAAUCUGGGGACCCUGAUCACGAAGCAACAUUCCCCUUCUAAUUCCCUAAUUGUAUUCAUAAUAACAUAUGUAUUGUGGAUGAGCAGUAAGCACAUUAGUAUAGUUACACUGAACAAGAAUAUAAAUGCAUCA